Molecule: messenger RNA, 4170 nt
Organism: Miniopterus natalensis
Lineage: Eukaryota; Metazoa; Chordata; Mammalia; Chiroptera; Miniopteridae
Source: RefSeq, a predicted model, not a curated record
GGCAGCAACAAAUCUAUGGAAAAGUAUCCUUGGGAUAUGAACUUUGAAGAAGUGGCCAUCGUCUUCUCCCAGGAGGAGUGGAGUCUUCUUGAUGAGGCUCAGAGAUUUCUGUACUGCGAUGUGAUGUUGGAAAUCUUUGCACUUAUAGCAUCUGUGGGUUGUUUGCAUAAACAGGAAGAUGAGGAGACACCUUCUGAGCCGAGUGUACCUGUAGAAGACGAGUCACAGGUCAGGGCUUCUGAGAAAGCUCCAGCAACCCAGAAGACCCAUUCCUGUGAGCAGUGUUUCUUAGUCUUAAAAGAUAUUUUGCAUCUGACAGAGUUACAAGCAGCAUACCUUGAGCAGAAAGCCUUCUUCAGUGACUCCUGUGUGAGAGACUUCUGUUCCAGUGUAAACCUUCACCAGCAACAGAGGAAUGCCAGUGGAGAGAAGCCCUGGGUAGGAGAUAUGGGCAGGGCCUCUUCUGUGACCUGGUGCACCUUCUACAUAUCAAUGGCGCCUUUCAUCUGUAGGGCAGUUGGGGAGGACUUCCCAACCAUUUCAGACCAUUUUCAGCACCAGGCUUCUAACAGUGCAGAACCACACAGUGGCAGUGAAACUGGGCAGGCAUUUCUCAGUGGAAAAAGUCAUCACAAGUGGGGCGAGUGUGAAGAAGCUGCCUUCCACAAUCAGAAACUUGUUCACCAUCAGGGAGACUAUUCUGGAGAAGGGCUUUAUGAGUAUAGCAAAUAUGGAAAGACCUUUAGUAAAAAGUCAAGCCUCAUUCCACAUAGGAGAGUUCACAUUGGAGAAACGCCUUACGAGUGUAGUGAUCGUGAAAAGUCCUUUAGCCGAAGCUCUUUCCUUAUUCAACACCAGAGAAUUCACACUGGAGAAAAGCCAUAUGGCUGUAGUUACUGUGGAAUGUCCUUCAGACAUAGAUCCAAACUCAUUGAACACCAUAGAAGUCAUACUGGUGAAAGGCCUUACAAGUGUACUAAGUGUGGGAAAUCUUUUAGGCGCAAAGAUCACCUCCUUAAACAUGAGAGAUUUCACACUGGAGAAAAGCCUUAUGAGUGCUGUGAAUGUGGGAAAACCUUUAGACGAAACUAUAACCUCCGUCAACAUAAGAAAGUUCACACUGGAGAAAAGCCAUAUGAGUGUCAUGAUUGUGGGAAGUCCUUCAUCCAAAACUCUAGCCUCACUGAACACCGGAGAUAUCACACUGGAGAAAAGCCAUAUAAGUGCAGUGUUUGUGGGAAAUGCUUUGGACAACGCUGGAGUCUUAUUCAACACCGUCAAGUUCAUUCUGGAAAAAAUCCUUUUGAGUGUGGUGAAUGUGGGAAAUCUUUUAACCGCAAAUCUCAACUUAUUAGACACAAGACUGUUCACAUUGUAGAAAUGCAGUAUGAGUGUUGUGACUAUGGAAAUUCCUUUAGCCUAAGUUCUGCCCUCAUUCAACACCAGAGUGUUCACACUGGAGAAAAGCCAUAUGAGUGUCAUGAUUGUGGGAAGUCCUUCACAUGUAGCUCUAAGCUCAUGGAACACCACAGAAGUCACACUGGUGAAAGGCCUUACGAGUGUAGGAAAUGUGGGAAAUCUUUUAGGCGCAAAGAUUACCUCCUUAACCACGAGAGAGUUCACACUGGAGAAAAGCCUUACGAGUGUAGUGAAUGUCGGAAAACCUUUGGACGAAAAUAUAACCUCCUUCAACAUAGGAAAGUUCACACUGGAGAAAAGCCAUAUGAGUGUUGUGAUUGUGGGAAGUCCUUCAGCCUAAACUCUAGUCUCACUGAACACCAGAGAUGUCAUACUGGAGAAAAGCCAUAUGAGUGCAGUCUUUGUGGGAAAUGCUUUAGACAGCGCAGCAGUCUUAGUCAACACCGUCGAGUUCAUUCUGGAAAAAAUCCUUUUGAGUGUGGUGAAUGUGGGAAAUCUUUUAACCUCAGACCUCAACUUAUUAGACACAAGAGCAUUCAUACUUUAGAAAAAGACAUGAACUUUGAAGAAGUGGCCGUUGCCUUCUCCCAGGAGGAGUGGUGGCUCCUUGAUGACGAUCAGAGACUUCUUUACUGCAAUGUGAUGCUAGAAAUCUUUGCAUUUGUAGCAUCUGUGGGUUGUUGGCAUAAACUGGAAGAUGAGGAGGCGCCUUCUGAGCCGAGUGUACCUGUAGGACAGUCACAGGUCAGGCCUGCUGAGGCAGCUGCAGCAACCCAGAAGACCCAUCUUUGUGAGCGUUGCUUCUCAGUCUUGAAAGGUAUUUUGCACCUGACUGAGUUCCAAACUGCAUACCUUGAGCAGAAAGCCUUCUCCAGUGAUGCCUGUGUGAGAGGCUUCUGUUUCAGUGUAAACCUUCACCAGCAACAGAGGGAUGCCAGUGGAGAGAAGCCUUGGGUAGGAGAUAUGGGCAGGGCCUCUUUUGUGACCUGGUGCACCUUCUACAUAUCAAUGGCACCAUUCACCUGUAGGGCGGUUGGGGAGGACUUCCCAACCAUUUCAGGCCAUUUUCAGCACCAGGCUUCUAACAGUGCAGAACCACACAAUGGCAGUGACACUGGGCAGGCGUUUCUCAGUGGAAAAAGUCAUCACAAGUGGGGUGAAUGUGAAAAAGCUGCCUUCCACAAUCAGAAACUUGUUCACCAUCAGGGCGUCUACUCUGGAGAAGGGCUUUAUGAGUGUAGCAAAUGUGGAAAUACCUUUCAUCAAAAUCAAAAGUCAAGCCUCAUUCCACAUAGGAGAGUUCACACUGAAGAAAAGGCGUGUGAGUAUCGUGUUUGUCGGAAAUGCUUUAGACAGUGCAGUGGUCUUGCUCAACACCAUCAAGCUCAUUCUGGAAAAAAUCCUUAUGAAUGUGGUGAAUGUGGGAAAUCCUAUAGCGAUACUUCUGGCCUCAUUCGUCACCAGAGAGUUCAUACUGGAGAAAUGCCAUAUAAAUGUAGUGAUUGUGGAAAAUGCUUUAGCCAAAAAUAUAGACUCAUUCGACACCAAAGAAUUCACACUGGAGACAAGCCGUAUGAGUGUAGUGAUUGUGGGAAGUCCUUCAACCAGCGCUCUGCUCUCACUCAACACCAGAGAAUUCACACUGGAGAAAAGCCAUAUAAGUGUAGUGAUUGUGGGAAGUCCUUCAGCCGAAGAUCUGUCCUUAAUCAACACAAGAGAAUUCACACUGGAGAAAGGCCGUAUCAGUGCAGAUAUUGUGGAAAGUCCUUCAGACAGUACUCUAAGCUCUUUAAACACCACAGAGUCCACACUGGUGAAAGGCCUUAUGAGUGUAGUAAAUGUGGGAAAUCUUUUAUCUGCAAAGAUUACCUCCUUAAACACGAGAGAGUUCACAAUGGAGAAAAGCCUUACAAAUGCAAUGAAUGUGGGAAAACUUUUCGAAAAUCAUCGCUUUUUUCAACACAUGAAAGUUCACACUGGAGAAAAGCUUUAAAUGUACUGGGAAUGUUUUAUUUCCUCAGUAUUACUAACAACACUAGAGGAGACUGUUUCAGAGCUAUUUACCUGAAUUGCAAUCUCUUCUAGCUGAACAUACUCUGUUCCAGAUUUCUUAUGAGUUUCAGGUACAAACAAGGCUUUAAGGUGCUGCAUUGCACUUUAUAACCUGUCCAGGGCUAUUACCAGAUGGGUAUUACUCCCAGUUUUUAUGGCUGAAGCCAUUUGACCUUUACCACCUGACUCACCUACAAAGUGUGCAUCAGUCACAGCCCCUACCUGCUCAGGGAAUGUGACUUGUCUUUUUUAUUUUGCUUGAGAAAAUUAUGAAUAGUCUGAGCUCUUGGUGAGAUCCUCAUUCCUGUCUCUGACAAGGGAAUGGCCCUGACCCAGUGUUGCUUCAGAGGACCCAUCCUUAGCUAAGAAAGGCUGAGGGACAUUGUUAUUCUCAUAUUAUGCCAUGAAUUUUAAUAGGUUCUCAUUCACAAACUUGGGUACUGCUUGAUGCACACUGCUCUGGUUUAUGAUAAUUUUGUGAAGGUCAUUUUGCUUUUGUGCCUUUAAUUUUGGUUCUGUUUACUGUGCGGGAUGAUUUGAAAGCAAAAUUGUGACCUGUCAACAUGUAGAGGUAAGCAGAUUAUGUGGGGAUCCCAAACUUUCUGUCCUCUGAAAGGGACAAAAUGGUGGCAGAAAAUUGAACCCAUACUGAUGCUUGCUCCCCAGUUUUCUGAUAAUAAAUAAUAGCAAGGUUUCACA